GCUUCCGGCUCGGCCAUUGUUUUUGGUCUAACGGGCAGUAGAGUGUCCGGCUUCGGUGCCGAGUGCCACCGCGAGUGGGCCGAGACGCGGAGGGAGGCGCGGCCGGAGCUCGGGUCGCCGACGCUGGCCAGGACCGCGCUUCUUCCCGGCGGCAGGCGGCGCGGUCCCCGUGACUCUCAGAAGCCGCCCGAUGUAGAGCCGCUUCUUUGUCUCAUACCCCUGACCAUUCGUGCGUGGCACGGAGCCGGGUAUCUGCGGGUACAGCGAUGAACAGGGCAGACGUGGCCAGGUGAGCGGCGCUGCUGAAGCCUGGUUUAACACGAAAGGCCACACUACCAUCACCCCUUUCUCCAACCCUGAAAAACAGUUCCUGAGACCUGAACUAUUGACCAUCAUUUUAAUCGGACCAACUGCAGCUGUAACAAGCUUCUCUUUGGGGUCACAAUGACCACUGCAGGCAGGGGAAAUUUAGGCCUCAUCCCCAGGAGCACUGCUUUCCAGAAGCAAGAGGGGCGCCUGACUGUGAAGCAGGAGCCAGCAAACCAGACCUGGGGGCAGGGCAGCAGUCUCCAGAAGAACUAUCCUCCUGUCUGCGAAAUCUUCCGGCUACACUUCAGGCAAUUGUGUUACCACGAGAUGUCUGGGCCGCAGGAAGCAUUGAGCCGGCUUCGGGAGCUCUGCCGCUGGUGGCUCAUGCCAGAGGUGCACACCAAGGAGCAGAUCCUGGAGCUGCUGGUGCUUGAGCAGUUCCUGAGCAUCCUCCCUGGGGAGCUCCGGACCUGGGUGCAGCUGCAUCACCCUGAGAGUGGUGAGGAGGCUGUGGCUGUGGUGGAGGAUUUCCAGAGACACCUCAGUGGAUCAGAGGAGGUUUCAGCCCCAGCACAGAAACAGGAAAUGCAUUUUGAGGAGACAACAGCUCUGGGUACAACAAAGGAAUCUCCUCCUACCUCACCCCUCAGUGGGGGCUCAGCCCCUGGAGCCCACCUGGAGCCUCCUUAUGACCCAGGGACACACCACCUCCCCAGUGGGGACUUCGCUCAAUGUACUUCUCCAGUUCCUACCCUUCCUCAAGUGGGGAACUCAGGAGACCAAGCAGGGGCAACUGUACUUCGGAUGGUCAGGCCCCAGGAUACUGUGGCAUAUGAGGACCUAUCUGUAGACUACACUCAGAAGAAAUGGAAAAGUCUCACACUCAGUCAGAGAGCCCUGCAGUGGAACAUGAUGCCAGAAAAUCACCAUAGCAUGGCCUCCUUGGGAAUGGUUGCUUUCAACAUUUUCCAGGUUGUGAAAGGUUUGCCACGAUUCUCAGGGGUGUGGUUCUAAGCUGCAUCAGUGGAACAAAUACAAAAUGCUGUCCUCCUCCCAGGCUGGAAGGCAGUGCACUUUCUCCUCUUAACAGCCAGACUAGCGGGUGAGGAGUCAGUGCUGUGACCCAGGCCAAGCUGGAGUGUCCGCAUGGCUUUUUCUCUGACCAGUGGGGAUUCCAUCUAUCUUGAGGCGUGCUGGCUGGGCCCCGUUUCCACACCAGCACAUGGUGAGACAGGGUAGCUUAUCAACAGGCUGCUGGGCCUUAAUACUGACAGUGAGUGUGGGGGGUCACAGCCAGGAAGGGACUAACACAGAUGCCCGCCCAGCCCCCACUGCUGGCCUAAUUUUAGAAUACCACGGAAAAAAGCUUUGAUGAAGACAACAGGAAGUCAACACAGCAGAGAGUGGUGUGGACAACCCAGAAGCCAGCCUCACGCAUUCCAUGCCCACAGUUAACGAUGACAACAACAGCAGUAAAACAAAGGUACAGGUGAAAAGCAGCGCUCGGGGUGUGCUGCUGCAAGCUGGGGAAGGUGCGUGCUCAACUUGGAUGGGACACACCUAGUCUUUCUUCAAGUCCCUGGAUUCAAAGAGCUUCAACCGUUCUUGCACCGUCAGGCCUUCCUUCAGACUCUUGGACCUGAUGUUUCUGAGUUGCCAGGUGACACAGGAUCUGUCUUUCUUCAAGAAGUCAGGGUUGCUUUUAGAUUUCAUUAUAUCAUAUCCGGACACCAUGGCACUGUCAGGGGACUUUUCCCCCAGUGCUUCCGUUGCAGCCUUAAGCUGCUCUUUCAACCUGCUGAUGUCACAGUCAGCCUUAGCCUUUGCGAUGCUGAGCUCUGUGUAGAUGUCUUUGUGGUGUCACUUGCGUACUUCUUGUCCCACAGUGCUGUCUGCAGCUCAUCCUUGAGGGAGCUAAUCUCCUGUUUCAGGUACUGUAUUUCCGAUUCCUAUAUCCGCAAUAAGACUUCUAGUUCAUAGGCAUCCUUGCCCUGUGCAAGGGGUGACCCAGUGGCCUCCCCACCGCCGUCCCCAGUCAGCAGCGUCCGCAACCGUGUGAUCUCUGCAGCCAGGCGGUUGUUCAGCUCCUGGUUGUGGGCAUUGAGCUCCUGGUUCUCACGCUGGCACUGCCGCAGGGCCUGCUGCCCGGCCUCCAGCGCCUGGGCCAGAUGGGCAUUCUCCAGGCACUUCUGCGAGUACUGCUCCGAGAGGACCUCCAGUUCCCGCUGCACCGACUGCAGCUCCUCCAGGUACUGGCGCCGCAGGGCCUCAACAUCCGAGUUGACGCUGCUGAUCUGGGACCGCUGGCUCUUCUCCAGCUCCCGCUCCAUCUCCUCCCGGUGGGCGUUCUUCAUGGCUUCGAUGGCUGAGAUGGUGGCCGCUGUCUCCUCGGCUAGGAGUCGGUCUUUCUCUUCUCGAAGUUUCUCUAGCUCCCGCUGGUGCUGCCUCUGGAGAUCUUCAAUCUUCUUCUGGUGCGUUUCUUCCAUUGCUGCAAACCCUCACUUGCACGUGGCCUGCAGCAUGUAGCCCUCACGGGCGCUCUGCUCCCGGCCCAGGGCCACCCUCAGCUGGUCCUGCAGGAGCCGGUUCUGCUCCAGAAGGUCUGAGGCCUCCUUCUGGCUCUGCUCCAGCUCCUUCUUGAGCAGAGAGGUCAGCUCGUGUGUGGAGAGCCGGUCACCCCCAUCUUCAGAAGACAGGUGGACGGGGACGAUGGGCACCUGCUUCUCUUCCCGGAGAGGCGUGGUCUCCACCUGAUGCCACCGCUGCUCGAUCUCCACGUGGACGUUAUGCGUCUUGAGGUCGCUCACAGGCAGCCCUGGGCUCCGGUCCACCUCCAUGCGCAGGGCUGCAUCCUCAGUGCCUGGCCCGCCUGUGGCGUCCAGCAUCCCGAAGUGCUUGCGGCGCUCCUCCCGCCUCCGUGCACGCUCCCGCUCCAGCUCCCCAGGCUCCGCCUCAGGGCGCAGGGGCUCGUGGGUGUCAGCAGGCCCCACACCGCCCACCCGCUCCUGAUUCAGGGCCUGCUGGAUGGGACGGAACUCAGCCCAGUCAAAGGUCUUGGAGAGGCCCUCUCGCCUCCGCUCCCACGUGCGGCUCCUCUUCUGCUCAGGGUCCGGCUCCCCCGGCUCUGCCUCUUGCUUCUCAGUAGGCCUCGGGCAGGUCUCAAAAGAGCAGCUGCUCUUGUUUUUUUCCUCUGGCAACCAGCUGGUCACAUCCGGGGCGGUGGUCGGGUGCACAUGCUUCAUGAUGGUCUGGAUCCAGUUCCGCCGAAUCCCAGAUGUCAUGGCCGACGGGGUAAACUCGCCCUCCUUUGUAUGUAUCUGGAAGCCAUAGUUUCUCUGAACUGGAUACUCUGUGACAUCGUAACAUGCAGACAAGUCAAUUUCUCCAUCCAAGUCGGCUGCCUCCUCAGCCACUGAAUCCCUGUAGUAUCUCAGGCUUUGAUCGGCGAGGACAAACCAGUGUUUCUUCCACUGGCUGUCCUCAUACUGCUUAGUCAGCCAGCCUUUCUUGAAAUUCAGCAGGUCGGGCGUCACGGAGGGCUCUGUGGACCUCCUGUCCAGUGACUUGGCUCUUCGGUGUGGAGACGGGGGAAGCCGAGGCGUCUGGGAGAGGAGCUUGGGGGGGGGCUUCAUUGGUGAAGUCCUGCUUGCUAGGGAACGCCCUUUUCUCGCUGCGGCCCUGGCGUGUGUCACUGGAUGGCGAGGGCCCCACUGCAUUGGUCUCCAUGUGCUCUGCCUUCUCAAUGUCCAAGGCCUCAAACUUUUCAAUCACCUGGGACCUCCUGUGGUUGGGGGUGCUGGGGCUGGGAGGGGAGAGCGGCGGGGGCAGCUGCUGUUCUUCGGCCUUCAAGUCGUGUUUGGUCUUCUCCAGAGAGAAGUAGCUGCUCUCCCCCCGGACUUUGCGGCCACAGUCCAUGCGGUCGCUACUCAUGGCGCUCUCCUCUUCUUUGCUCUCCAGCCCAGGUUCCCGCAGGGAGCUGGCAGCAGGAGGCUGGCUCUGGCUGGGACUCUGAGCUGGACUCAGACUGCUGCCAUCUGGCUGGUCCUUGGUCCUCAUUUCUUCCUGCCAGAGUGUGGACUUGGUGGUGGGGACUUUCUCAGCACUGGGGAUGCUGCUGCUGCUGCUGCUGCUGGUGGUAACAGCCACCUUGGCAGGCCCAGGCUCCUGCGGUGUGGGGGGCUCCACUUUCCAUUUCUUCUUCUGAUUCUGCUUGUUGGUCCGGGGAUAGACCAUGAGCAUCUCCAGCCACCCACUGACGAUCUCCUUGGUCUCCGCCCGGAUGAAAUGCUCCUUCUCAGGCGUCAGAAUACACAGGGAGAACCUCUGGCCCGUGCGGCCCUCCCCAUCCACCACAUCUGUGCACUGGUUCAUGUUGAUGGUGCCCUGAGGAAGGGUCGUGGGCAUCUCAUCCAGGGCGUAGCGCAAGAGGCCAUGCUCGUAAAGGAUGAAGAACUGUCGCUGCCAUUUCGGAGACCGGUGCACUGAGUUGUCAAAGUCGGUCCCAUCUGGAGCCAGGAGGAGCCAACCGCCAUAAAUGGGUUUUGCCUGCGUCAGGUCCUCGUCGUUGAGGAGAUGCGACUCGCGGGGCUGGAAGCAGUUCUGACACUUGCUCUUGUUGAAGAUGUUGGCCUGGAAUUUCCUGCACGGGUUCUCCUUGGCUGCCGACAUGGUCGGCGCGGCGGCGGCGGCGGCGCAGGCCCGGCCGGCCUGGCGCUCCCGGCGGGCUAGGGGCUCAGCGCGGCCGCCGCCGCAUCCCUCGCCGGCCCUGCCACAGGCCCUGACCGGCCUCCUUCCCUGCGGGCGGCUCGCUGCACGCGCCGAGGCUCCUGAGCCGCCCGGGCCUCACAGCGCGCGCGACGCCCAGCUCCCGCCCGCACCGCCGCCGCCCAGCCGCCGUGGGCCCAAGGACGCGGCCUCGGGCCCGCUGCUUCCCGCUGCGGCCCGCCUCUCAAGCUCCGGUCGCCGCCGUCCCGGCUCGUCCGCGCCGCCACAGCUGCCCUCAGCGCCCCGCGGCCGCUGCAAAUGACCAAUUCUUAAGAUAUGUGAAAAACCAUUCAGUUGUAGCAAACAUCAUACACCAGAGACUUUGUUUGACAUCAGAUAAAUCACACGGGUUAGAGAACUUUUUGGUUUUUAGAGGUCAAGGAAUCAUUCAUCAUGAGCUUCCAUAUUUUGCACAUAUUUCUGAAAAAUAUUCCUGAAGUGGAAAAGUUUUGUUAUACAACACAUAGUUCCUGGUACAUGAGGGAACCCACGAAAAAAGGUAUCAGUAAACAGUGUUACAGAACUUCCAA
Messenger RNA from Homo sapiens (human), 5603 nucleotides. It is a transcript of the gene ZKSCAN7, whose product is annotated as zinc finger with KRAB and SCAN domains 7. The transcript has 6 exons. The record is from RefSeq and is a predicted model, not a curated record. Gene Ontology annotation, cellular component: cytosol; nucleus. Lineage: Eukaryota; Metazoa; Chordata; Mammalia; Primates; Hominidae. Gene Ontology annotation, biological process: regulation of DNA-templated transcription. Bases 445 to 1323 code for a protein of 292 amino acids.